Molecule: messenger RNA, 1756 nt
Organism: Exophiala viscosa
Lineage: Eukaryota; Fungi; Ascomycota; Eurotiomycetes; Chaetothyriales; Herpotrichiellaceae
Product: flavin-binding monooxygenase
Exons: 5
Coding region: 8-1756 (582 amino acids)
Source: RefSeq, a predicted model, not a curated record
UACCAACAUGGGCAGCAUGGCUACAACAACGCCAGCUCCAUUCACUCUCAAAGACGACCCCGUGGAGAACUUUCGACCCUUAAAGGUCAGAGUCAUCGGAGCCGGGUUCUCUGGCAUAUAUCUUGGCGUCAGAAUUCCUCAGAGGCUCCGGAACAUAGACUUGCAAAUCUACGAGAAGAACGAUGGCAUUGGCGGGACCUGGUGGGAGAAUCGAUAUCCGGGCUGUGCUUGUGACAUCCCAGCCCAUACAUAUCAGUACACAUUCGAGCCCAACCAGCGGUGGUCAGGCUUCUAUGCGUCGUCAGAGGAGAUCUGUGAAUACCUCCAAAACGUGGCGGAUAAGUAUGGCGUGCGUCGAUUCGUCAAAUUGAACCACAAGGUGGUGGCAUGCACUUGGGAUGAUUCUAUAAAGAAGUGGCGAUUGUCGGUGCAAGAGACUGCCACUGGAGAGACCUUCAUGGAAGAGGCAGACCUUGUAAUAUCUUGUCGUGGCAGUCUGAAUGAAUUUACCUGGCCUGAUAUCCCAGGACUUCAAUCAUUCGAAGGCGAAAAGAUGCACUCUGCCGCCUGGAACGAGAGCUACCACUUCCGUCACAAGAAAAUCGGCGUAAUUGGGGGUGGAUCGAGCUCCAUUCAGAUAGUGCCCGUCUUGCAAAAGGAGGAGGGAGCACAUCUGAGCUGUUUUGUACGGAGCAAAGUCUGGAUAUCGGACCGCUUCGGAGACCAUGUCAUGCGAUCGUUGGGUCUAGACCCGACGAGAUUGGGAUUCACAGAGGAGGAAAGGGAAGAAUUUGCAACCAAUGCCGAGAAAUACCUGAAGUUUCGAAAAGCGAUCGAGGAGGAUGGAAAUUCAGUCCACGCUUCGACCCAACGAGGUUCCGAAAUGGCAAAGAUGUUUGUGGAGAUGUUCGCUGGCGCGGCCAAAACCCGACUCCUCAAAAAGCCAGAGUUGCUCGAGUACUUCAACCCAACUUUUGGUGUGGGUUGUCGACGACUCACGCCAGGCCCUGGCUAUCUCGAGGCUCUCGUUUCAGACAACGUCGACUUUAUCCCGGACAAAAUUGAAACCAUCACACCAAAGGGAAUCCAGCUCGAGAACGGCAGACACGUCGACCUCGAUGUCCUGUGCUGCGCCACCGGCUUCAACACGUCCUCCGUGCCACCGUUUCCCGUGACUGGGAAGCACGGAGCAACGCUGAAAGAGAAGUUCUCGCCUUAUCCCAAGACAUAUCUCUCCCUGGCGGUGGAUGAUUUCCCCAAUUUCUUCAUCAUGCUCGGGCCCAACUCGGGCAUUGGAGCGGGCACCCUGACCAUAUUGCUCGAGGCCGAAGGGGACUACAUCAUCAAAUGCAUUCGGAAACUUCAGAAGGAAGACUACGUGACAAUGGCGCCUAAACGUGCCCGAGUGGAGGACUUUUCCGAGUACGUGGGUGAGUACUUCAAGAAGACCAUCUACGCGGACGACUGCAAAAGCUGGUACAAAUCGGACGGAGGUCGUGGAGAUCGCAUCACGGCGCUGUGGCCCGGCAGCAUCCUGCAGGCUAUGGAAGUUCUCCGUGCUCCGAGGUGGGAGGAUUUUGAUUUCGAGUCACAUGAGGACAACAAGUUGCGAUGGCUCGGGAACGGCUGGAGUGUCACCCUGCUACCAGGUCAAGGAGAUCCUUCUUGGUAUCUCAAUGCCGAAGAGCUAGAUUUCCCACCAGCAGACACCCCUGAGAAUGAUCCGAAGUAUCGUAACAGACCCUUCUCGCACUAG